CAGACCGACACGCUCUAUCGCGCCAUCUUAGUCUUUGAAUGCCAGUGGAAAUUCAAGCAGCAAGCCCACAAAGCGCCAAGGGAACAGCUGGCCAGGCCUAUCGAUAUCGAUAGCCAGACGGGAAAGCCGUUAGACAACACUGGCGGCACCGAUAAACAGCAGGGCCAAUCGAUAGCUGGGUCGAAGAAGGAGGAGGAGAAGCAGAGGAGAAAAACAAAAACCAAUUGUGAAAAGGAAAAGUGUAAAGUUUAAAUCGAAGGAAAUUGUGUAGAGAAAACGGAGGACACAACGACGCACCUGCCGAAACUAAACGAAACGAAACCUACCUUUAAAAACUAGGCUUUUUCUGCGGUUUACAAACUAACCCACACAGAGACACACACACGAACGCAAAUCGUCAUUCUCCCCUUUUUUUUUUUACUUUUGCGAAAUCCAAGACGAAGGCUAAAUCCACAACAAAUGCAGAUUGGAGCUUGAUUGGUUCACGAUAAGUGCCGACUCACGCGGGAUCAGCAAACUAUAGCCGAUCUAGAUCACAGCUGUCGAAGACGAGGAAAAACAUACCACCAUGUCCGUGAGGACAAAGGUUCUGGGCCUGGUGGACGUGAUGAUGCGCGUUCCACCGGUGAUGGUCAUUGAUGAGAUCUUAAAGAUCGGCAUGGGCCUGCCUACGCGGCUCUAUCCGGAUAAGGGUGGCCCAGAAACAGUUGCCAACGAUACCCCGCCAACGGAACCCCCACCAGGUACAUCACCCAACCCAGAUCCCUUCGCCAGCAUCAAGGAGUUCUUUGGCCAAAUGAGUACAUCCGCCUCUGGAUCAGUCCAGUCUGCCCUCGAACAGAGUAUCGAUAACGCCUCCAAAACCGCUAAAACUCAUGGAAUGCUCAGCUCCGGAUUUAAUACCCUAAUGGACGAACUGUCCCAUGACCAAACACUGGCAGAAGUCCUCAGCCUCACCACGGUCAAGUUCGUCAUCUGCCUGUUUGGUUUCCUGUCCGCCGCUUGCAUCUUCAUGUUGUGGACCCGCCACCUGGUGAUGGUCUACAUGUUCCUCACCUCGCUGGGCCUCACCUUCCUCUCCUACUGGUCCAAUGUCAGUGCCCUGGCCCUGAUGGAGCGGAGUCCCAGCAUACUGGAGGAUCUGAUGUCGCUGAACACCACGAGAUUACUGGAUUCGGGCGGGGUGGUCAUGUCGCUGGCGCCUCAUCUGAUGGCCCAGUGGUUCAUGGGCAUGCUGUUUGCCUACAUCCAUCUGGGUCCAAGGUUCGAGAUGCUCCAGAAAUCAAUGCCCAUCAUAUUCGCUAGUCCAAUUCUGGUGGCCAUGCUUCCACUGCCGCCGAAAGUGGCGCAGCACUUGCCCGUUGUAGCCGGAUUCGCACCCAUCAUACUCACGAAGAUCACGCUGAUGCAUAGCGCCAUGGAGGCCAGUCGAACGGUCUACAAUGGAUACCAGUACGCCAUGAACUUUGUGUCCAACUUUGGACUGUCGGCGCUCAUAGAAAAUGAAUGGCAGCGCCUGAAUGUUCCCAAUGUUUUGAGGGUCUUUUGGACCAUCAGAAUAAUUCAAGGCGGAUAUGCUUUGGCCACCACUGAGACGGAUGAGCCCCUGGAACUGAUGCCAGCUACGCAGAAACUGCUCGUGGAUGGCUGUGAAACCCUGACGGCGGUCUUAGGAAUGACUGGCGUCAUCUCGAUGAUCUGCCACUACAUCGGACGCGGCUUCCAGUGGUAUCUGCUGACCUACGACAACGACGAGGAGAAGUCGCUGGGCACUGUCUCAGCAGUGCUUUUCUAUAUCCUUGCUCUGCAGACGGGUUUAACCUCCCUAUCGCCGGACAAACGCUUCAUAAGACUCUGCCGGAACCUGUGCUUACUGAUGACUGCUCUGCUUCACUUCCUCCACAACAUCGUCUCACCCAUUUUAAUGUCGCUAAGUGCGGCAAGGAAUCCCUCACGAAAACGCCAUGUGCGCGCCCUCACUGUCUGCGCCUUCCUCGUAGUGAUGCCCGUGUCCCUACUCUACUACCUAUGGUCUCAGCGAUCCAUCUCCACCUGGUUGCUGGCGGUUACCGCCUUCUCCGUCGAAGUGAUAGUCAAGGUGCUCGUUUCGCUGGCUACCUAUACACUCUUCCUGCUGGAUGCCCGGCGCCAGUUCUUCUGGGAGAAGCUGGAUGACUACCUUUAUUACGUGCGUGCUUUUGGCAACUCGGUGGAGUUCUGCUUCGGCAUCCUGCUGUUCAUCAAUGGAGCUUGGAUUCUAAUCUUCGAAUCGGCCCAAAAUGCUACAGGCGGCGCCAUCAGAGCGAUCAUGAUGUGCAUCCAUGCCUACUUUAAUAUCUGGUGCGAGGCCCGGGCGGGCUGGUCGGUCUUCAUGAAGCGGCGUUCGGCGGUCCACAAGAUCUCUGCUCUUCCAGAGGCAACUCCUGCCCAGCUGCAGGCAUUUGAUGAUGUCUGCGCCAUUUGCUAUCAGGAAAUGUAUUCUGCCAAGAUCACGCGGUGUCGUCACUUCUUCCAUGGCGUCUGCCUUCGCAAAUGGCUAUAUGUCCAGGAUCGCUGCCCCUUGUGCCAUGAGAUCAUGAUGUAUACAGACAAGGCGGAAGAAAAUGCCCAUGAUGCAGAGCCAGCGGCGGAUGCCCAAGCUGAACAGCCGCUACGUAUCUACCCGCGAGAUGAUGGAAACAAUGCUGGUGCGCCGCGACGCUCUCCUGAGCGAAUUCCAGUCGAGAUGCCUGAUGUGGCCCCCACUUCCUCCAAUGCAGCAGCAGUGCGGAUCGGAGGCGAGGCAGCUGCAGCCAUCGUAGAGUCAGCAGCGGCUAUCGGAGAGGCGAGAUCUCUGGGCAGCAUUGCCAGCAACGCCACGCAGAGAAUCAGCGCCAGCGGGAGCAGUGACAGCAGCUAUAUCUCAGCAUCCGCCCAACCGCCUCCGCCGACGGCCACAUCCGCUGCUGCUGUGGCCACGGCUGCGGCCAGCAAUACGACGCACAUGUUCCGGAUGUCGCAGGACCAGCAGUAAAUCGGAUCGGAUCGACGGAAACUGGAGCGCUCGGCGUACCUUGUUUUUCUUAUAUAUCUUACUACUUGGAAAUGUUCUGUGUGUUAGUGUACUUAUGUAAAAAUUGCGAAUCUUUGUAGCGAAAACCAAGGCUUCUCUAAUCCUUUAAAGAGCAAUCUAUUCCUAUCACACAAAGACACACACACUCCCUAGCACACAAGACACAUGACAACCAAACAGCACACACCCUUGAUCCUCAUAUGCACAGACAUUUACGUAUAUAUAUAUAAAACACGCAGCCAUGCUUAACUAAAUUAUAUACCAUGCAUAUAAUAGCGCGCUGAUCGAUAAUGAGACGAUAAUUGAACCAGAGAUCUAUGUACGUUAAGUUUAUGGUAAAAGUUGAUCCAAAAAUGUUGAAACACACACAAAAAAAUGUAGCCCUAAGUUUGCAGCGGAUAAAAGCAGUGUAAAAAUACCAUCAGCGGAUAAAAAAAACAAGAAAAAAACAAAAAACAAAAACGAUAAACAAACAUUUUAUGUGGUGAAGUCUGAAAAUGAUUUAAUCAAGUUACCAAGUAAAUCUAGUUAAAAACAAAACACGAAAUCAGCACAGAUGAAAAAUGAGAGCGAAACAAAUGAUUGCGUUGUAUAAUUUUGUAAUGUAAAAAUAACUUGAAUAAGAGAAUCCUUGUUUUGUUUUUUUUUAUUUAAAUUACCUAUGUACGUUUAUUUAGAUUUAAUGUAAUUAAACGAAAGAAGCGGAAAAUACAGAAAACAUUAAAAACA
Messenger RNA from Drosophila eugracilis, 3781 nucleotides. RefSeq names its product protein TRC8 homolog (gene Trc8). Bases 569 to 3013 code for a protein of 814 amino acids. Gene Ontology annotation, cellular component: endomembrane system; endoplasmic reticulum. Gene Ontology annotation, molecular function: ubiquitin protein ligase activity. Gene Ontology annotation, biological process: ERAD pathway. The record is from RefSeq and is a predicted model, not a curated record. NCBI's taxonomy places the organism in Eukaryota, Metazoa, Arthropoda, Insecta, Diptera, Drosophilidae. The transcript has 7 exons.